Molecule: messenger RNA, 1080 nt
Organism: Glycine soja
Lineage: Eukaryota; Viridiplantae; Streptophyta; Magnoliopsida; Fabales; Fabaceae
Product: lignin-forming anionic peroxidase-like
Exons: 4
Coding region: 17-988 (323 amino acids)
Biological process (GO): response to oxidative stress; hydrogen peroxide catabolic process
Molecular function (GO): heme binding; peroxidase activity
Source: RefSeq, a predicted model, not a curated record
UAUACGAAACUAAUUCAUGGCGUAUAGAACUUCUAGUAUCACAAGUUCGUUAGUCACAUUGGUGCUGUUAGGCACAAUAUUAUGUGAUGCAGAAUUGUCUUCUACGUUUUACGACAGUGCUUGCCCCAUUGCACUCAGCACCAUAAGAACUGUGAUUCGCAGUGCAGUAUCUGCGGAGCGCCGCAUGGCUGCGUCUCUCAUUCGCCUUCAUUUUCAUGAUUGCUUUGUUCAGGGUUGUGACGCAUCAAUUUUGCUUGAUGAUAGCUCCUCUAUUGAGAGCGAAAAGAGUGCACUUCAGAAUGCAAACUCAAUAAGGGGAUAUAACAUCAUCGAUCAAGCAAAAUCUGAGGUGGAGAAACUAUGCCCCGGAGUUGUGUCAUGUGCUGACAUUGUAGCAGUAGCAGCACGUGAUGCAUCAUUUGCUGUGGGAGGUCCAUCAUGGACUGUGAAGCUUGGACGAAGAGAUUCAACCACUGCAAGCAAAAGUUCGGCUACUAGUGACCUUCCACGAUUCACAGACGAUCUUGACACUCUUAUCUCCAGAUUCAAUAAUAAGGGUCUCACUGCCAGAGACAUGGUUACUCUAUCCGGUGCCCACACAAUCGGACAAGCUCAAUGCUUCACAUUUCGUGGAAGAAUAUACAACAAUGCAAGUGAUAUUGAUGCAGGAUUUGCUAGCACUCGCCAACGUGGUUGUCCAUCCGUUAGUAAUGAUGAUAAUGACAAGAAAUUGGCAUCACUAGACUUGGUCACACCCAAUUCUUUCGACAACAACUACUUCAAGAAUUUGAUUCAGAAGAAGGGUCUUCUUCAAUCAGAUCAAGUUCUGUUUAGUGGAGGAUCUACAGAUUCUAUUGUGUCCGAAUACAGCAAUAAGCCUACAACCUUUAAGUCCGACUUCGCAGCUGCUAUGAUUAAAAUGGGAGAUAUUCAACCAUUAACUGCUUCAGCUGGAAUCAUAAGAAAGAUUUGCAGCUCUAUCAACUAAGUCAAAUUCUACUGUUGCAUUUCCCACUAUUAAUUCUUAUUUAUUCAUUCAAUUGUAUAUGUUGUUUCUACUUCAUAUUGAUCCGAAUGGUA